AUGUCGCUCUCGUACCAACGCUCUCAUGCUGACGUCAAGAGGAUAAAGGAGCAAGAUGCAGAGAUCCAUUGCUUAAAGCAAGAAACUAUCGACCAGAAACACCGCAUUGACGAGCUGGUAGAGCAGAUGCAGCGUUCGAAUAAAUUGAGGGACGAGGAGCAAGAGCGUAAGGUUGCUCAGCUACGCAGAGAGCUGCAAGACCAAGAUGCUGAUCUGAUCGAAGCAGAACAGACCAUUGAGAUGCUGAUAAGGGAUGUUCAGGUGGCGCGACAGGUGGCGACACGAGCGGAAAAGGCACAACGAGAAGCAGAAGCUGACCAAAUGCUUCGUCACGUGCUCCGAGACAGUGACGAUGAAGGCGCUCAGUCUAUCACGGAAGAACAGCUACGGUCCGAGCUAAAGCAGAUGACAAACGCAGAACAGCAAAGCUCACGUAGAGUGAGCGAGCUGGAACAAGAGCUGGCGGUGUUGAGAGACACUGCAGAGAUGCUGAGUGUGGAGUUGCAAGCGUUAAAGAAUAAGAGACACGAGAUGGAGCAUAGUGAGGUACAGGUCAUACAGGAGCUGGAAGUGACAAAGAACAAAGCGAACGAAGACAUUGAACAUUGGAAGGCAAUGGUGAACAUGCAUCAGGAACUUGUCGCAACGUUGCAGACCCAAGUGAAGGAUUUGCGUUCGGACAAGGAUAACCUGGAGAACGCCAUUGCCUUGUGUCAGCGAUCAGCAGACAAGCGACUACAGGUUCUAGAGUGCGACAGAGAGAAUAUUGAGGCGGAGAACGCUCAACUACUUACCGAGUCGACUAGCAUUAGACAGGAACUUGAAGUCAUGAACCUUAAAUUUUGUCAAUUUGAAGAAGAGGGUUUCAGUGAGACAGCGGAGCUAGAAAUACGACUUGCACAAGCUCAAACGCACCAAGAACAGCUUGUCAGUCGCAUUGCAAAAGUUGAGCAGAAGUUGGCAUCGACAACAUUGAUGACAGAAGUAGCAGACCGAAAUCAGUGGAAGGAGUCGCAGGAACAACUCAUGACGGAGAAAAACGAGCUGCUGCGGCAACUUGAAGAAGAGCGUCGCCAGUGUAAGGAGCUGAAAUGUUCGGCUGCGAUGCUCAAGAAAUCCACAGAGUCAGCACUACAGGAACUGAAGAACGUCGAAGCUGAGCUUCGCACAAUGAACAGCGACUGUUCGUAUAGUGACGGACAGCACGAGUCGUUGGUGGGUCUGGUGAAACAGGUUGCUGCGGAAUUCAAGAGGUACCACCAGCACGAUACCUUAACUGCUUUAUUUAUUAUUACUCUUGUAAAGCUUUAA
Peronospora farinosa is the source of this 1311-nucleotide messenger RNA. The record is from the annotation of a GenBank genome assembly. Lineage: Eukaryota; Oomycota; Peronosporomycetes; Peronosporales; Peronosporaceae.